Molecule: messenger RNA, 666 nt
Organism: Loa loa (African eye worm)
Lineage: Eukaryota; Metazoa; Nematoda; Chromadorea; Rhabditida; Onchocercidae
Product: zinc finger protein
Exons: 1
Biological process (GO): regulation of transcription by RNA polymerase II
Molecular function (GO): RNA polymerase II cis-regulatory region sequence-specific DNA binding; DNA-binding transcription factor activity, RNA polymerase II-specific
Source: RefSeq, a predicted model, not a curated record
GAAGCGCAAACGGAACAAACAAAGCUGUUGGAUUUAUCAGUACAGGGAUUGAAUGACGAACAAAUGGGAAAUUUGUUGUUAUUAGCUGAAGUAGCCGGUAAAGUGCCGAAAGCCGAAGUAGCCGCUAAAAAUACAGAUGAAUUUAACGGUCAAAAUUUGACAGUCAAGAUGAACUUAACAGUCAAAGAAGAGAGCUUUAAACGAAAAAGUACGGAAGAAUUGGCGGGAAAGAAAUCGAAAAGGAAGGAACUGCAGAGUGGUGAAUGUCCAGAAGGCAUUAUAGAAGUCCAAGUUCAAAGUUCAAAUUUGAGUUCAAGUUCAGCAAAUAUCAAAGUUCAUGUGGGGGCUCACAUCGCUGGGAGGCCGUACAGUUGUCGGGAAUGCAACAAAAAAUUCUCUCGUUCGUCAACAUUAAAGGAUCAUAGGAAUACUCAUACCGGUAAGAAGCCGCAUAGUUGUCUCAUAUGCAACGAAAGUUUCGCCCAUUCAUCAACUUUGAGAAAUCAUAUAGGAAUUCAUAACGGUGUAAAGCUACAUAAUUGUCGGGAAUGCGAGAAAAGUUUCAGACUAAAACAACAUUUGAAAAAGCAUAUGGAAAUUCACAACAAAAUUAGGCAGCUUUUCAACUGCACUGUCUGCAGUAAAGGUUUCCUGAGUAAAUGGUAG